CUGAUCUGUGCUUUCGGCUGGUGAGAUUUCACUAGCAGGGCAUAUGAUACAGCUUGCUAACCUGCACGUGUUGACCAUCCCCUCCGUUCAAAAUGUCCACUAACUCGGAGUCUAUAAAAGUAGUGGUGCGUUGUCGUCCUAUGAAUGAGAAAGAACGGGCGGCCACGUUUGACAGUGUGGUCUCAGUUGAUGUCAAAUUGAGACAAAUUAUUGUCAAGAACCCGAGAGACUCUUCAUCUUGCAAGUCCUCAAAAGUCUUUACGUUUGAUUCGGUCUACAACUGGAAGUCAAAGCAAAUCGAACUCUACAAUGAGAGCUUUCGGCCGCUUGUGGAUUCCGUUCUCCAAGGAUUUAAUGGAACCAUCUUUGCUUAUGGACAAACCGGCACAGGGAAAACAUACACCAUGGAAGGUACAAGAAAUGAUCCAGAAAGGAGAGGAGUUAUCCCCAACUCAUUUGACCACAUCUUCACUCACAUUUCAAGAUCUCAGAAUCAGCAGUACCUGGUGCGAGCAUCAUAUCUGGAGAUUUAUCAAGAAGAGAUCAGAGAUUUACUUUCCAAGGACCAAUCGCGGCAACUUGAGCUGAGAGAGAGGCCGGACAUGGGUGUUUAUGUGAAAAAUCUGUCCUCCUUUGUCACCAGGAGUAAAGAGGAGAUUGAAAAUAUUAUGAACGUGGGCAAUCAGAAUCGCUCAGUGGGCUCGACCAACAUGAACGAAUACAGCUCCCGUUCUCACGCCAUCUUUGUCAUCACUGUAGAAUGCAGUGAACUGGGGCCGGAUGGGGAGAACCACAUCCGAGUUGGCAAACUCAAUCUGGUGGAUCUAGCCGGUAGUGAAAGGCAGACCAAGACCGGGGCUCAGGGGGAGCGGCUGAAAGAAGCUACGAAAAUCAACCUGUCACUUUCUGCCUUAGGGAAUGUCAUAUCGGCUCUGGUGGACGGUAAGAGCAGCCACAUCCCUUACAGAGAUUCUAAACUCACCCGACUUUUGCAGGACUCUCUUGGAGGCAACGCUCGCACUGUCAUGGUCGCCAACAUUGGCCCGGCAUCUUACAACGUGGAAGAGACUUUAACCACACUGCACUACUCCAGCAGAGCAAAGAACAUCAAGAACACACCGUGCAUCAAUGAGGACCCCAAAGAUGCCCAGCUCAGGAAAUUUCAGGAGGAGAUUGUAAGACUGAAGGCACAACUGGCGAUGCGUAUUGGAAGGAAAAGCAGGAGGAGAAAGAGGAGGGCUGGUGAGGAUCUGGAAGGGCAGAAUGCAGAUGACGACGACGAAGACGACAAUGAGGACAACAAAAGGGAUUAUUGGCUGGAGCAGCAGGAAAUGCUGGAGAGAGAGAGAAACGCCAUCAUGGAGGAUCACAGCCUGGUGGCAGAGGAGAAAGUUCAACUACUUCAAGAGAAGGAGAAGAAAAUGGCUGACCUGAAAAGGGAGCAGAAGGAGGGAGAGCUUCUGGCAACCAAAAUUAAGACAAUGGAGAGUAAACUACUUGUUGGGGGGAAGAACAUUGUGGAUCAUACAAACGAGCAGCAGAGGAUGCUGGAGUUGAAAAGACAAGAAAUUGAUGAACAGAAAUCGAGAGAGCGAGAGAUGCGUCAGCAGGUGGAAAGUCGAGACGAGGAGAAUCUGGAGCUAAAGGAGACCUACACUUCUCUUCAGCAGGAAGUUGACAUAAAAACCAAGAAAGUGAAAAAGUUGUUUGCCAAACUGGAGGCUGUGAAGGCAGAAAUCCAUGACAUCCAGGAGGCACACAUCAGUGCGCGCCAGCAGCUAGAACAGACCCAAAAUGAACUUACCAGGGACCUAAAACUCAAGUCUCAGAUGAUUGAUAAUUUUAUUCCACCAGAAGACAAGAAGAAAAUAAUCACCAGAGCUUAUUUUGACGAAGAGGAUGAAUACUGGAAGAUGAAGCCCAUCACACGCAUUGAGCAUGAUCCUCGGAUGAUGAACAGGCCUCAGUCUGCCAUUGGAUUCAGAAGACCUCUGAGUCACCAUGCCCGCAUGGUCAUGAUGCUCAGCCUUGAUAUGAGAUACAAAGCUGAAAACAUCCUCUUGCUCGAAAUGGAUCUCCCGUCUCGAACCACCAAAAACUACCAGCAGCCAGUAAUCGCCCCAAAGGUGGUGGCAGCUUUGAAGGAUGCUCUGAAGGAUGAGGAGGAUCUGGAGGUGGAUGCAUCGGGGUUUGAUGGUAGCCUUUCACCUGUCGCCAGUACAAGUGGAAGCAUCAGGAAACCAAAGUCUGGUCGACCAAGAUCAAGCAAGCAGUCGGGCACUCGCACGGCUUCUUGCAGCCCUCACAGUCUUACAUCUCCAAUUUACCCACAAUCCCGUGGGCUGGUUCCCAAGUGAAGGUGCAAUCCGCCAUCAACGUUUAUUUUAUUUAUUGCUCAAGUAUGAGCCAGCAGAGACCGAAUUCAAAUGUUAAGCGUGCUUUUCGUAAGCAUGAAUAAUGUAACACACGCACAAAAUAUGUGAUCGCAUGUUUUCAUGAAACACUUUUUAUCCACUUGCUCAAGAUUUUAAUUUCUUAAAUUGUGAAAAAAAUGUGUGAUUUUUAAAUCAGAGUUUUUAUUGGUUUAUUGAAUUUACAUUGUUUAUUAUUAAUUUAUUUCACCAUGUACUGCUUGCUAUUGUUUUUUGGUGUUCAAGUCAACUCAACAUGAUUUGGACUUUGUAUUUCUGUUCAUGGUUUGAUUUCAUCCUUUUGCCAGAUUGUUUUUUUCCUCGCCACAAGGGGGCAGAGUUGUGUCACGUAGAAAUUCAAGUUUCAAAAGUCUGGUCUGACAUCGCCAUCUCGUGUUCAUUCAUUUAUUUGAGACUACUGUCGAGAAUAAGCACGCAAGAGAAGAUUUAGAGCUGCAAACCACAAGCUCUAUAUACUUAAACGACAAUGUAAUGCUUUGCAAGAUAGACAAAUUUGUAACAAAAUUUCAUUUGAAUUUGUCUUGCUUUGUUCUGAUUCUCUGCACGUCAGCGUCAAUACAUCAAUACGGCCUGUUACGAAAUCGGUGGAAAGGAUUUAUAACGUCUGCGGAUUGUGGUUGAGAAUUCGUCACCACUUUAUAGCCAUUUUAUCUUUGAGAAUGAAUCACUUCAACGUGUGCAACCUCUAACUAAUCAGAACCAAUUUGUGUACAAAGCACUCCAAAACGAUUUUAUGUGACUUUGCCAUCAUUUGUGUCCUUCGUCAGACUGGAUGUUUUAUGCGCAAUAUUGUCUCCCUUAAGAAGGGACGUCUCUGAGGAUGCAAAAGGAAUUUUGGGUGUUGCUCUCUGUGUUUUAAAAACAUGUCUCUG
Molecule: messenger RNA, 3304 nt
Organism: Syngnathus acus (greater pipefish)
Lineage: Eukaryota; Metazoa; Chordata; Actinopteri; Syngnathiformes; Syngnathidae
Product: kinesin-like protein KIF3B
Exons: 8
Coding region: 93-2357 (754 amino acids)
Biological process (GO): microtubule-based movement
Molecular function (GO): ATP binding; microtubule binding; microtubule motor activity
Source: RefSeq, a predicted model, not a curated record